Molecule: messenger RNA, 3971 nt
Organism: Oncorhynchus nerka (sockeye salmon)
Lineage: Eukaryota; Metazoa; Chordata; Actinopteri; Salmoniformes; Salmonidae
Product: vang-like protein 1
Exons: 9
Coding region: 312-1949 (545 amino acids)
Biological process (GO): multicellular organism development
Cellular component (GO): plasma membrane
Source: RefSeq, a predicted model, not a curated record
ACGCCCAUGGAGAAGCAGCAACACCGUCUGUGGAUCGGUUCGUUUUGCAGCCUAGGUGUAUAGCAGGCUUUAUUUCACGUCCAAACGCAGGAGAAGGAAUGGCGCCCCCGUGAAAAGGUCAAUAUGUCUACAAAAGGACAUCUACAGGUUUGUCAACAUAGAUCCCUGAUGUUUUCAGUCUGCUGCCAGUCUGUUUAGUUAGUUAACCCAUCUCUUCCUGGAUCAGACCACCCCGCUAAUCACCCUGCUGCACGACACCCUGAGACCCCCCUCAGACCCCUGGCCAAUCGCUGGCUCUGAACAGAGUUGCCAUGGACACUGAGUCUAUCCAGUCUGGCUACUCCAGCCACUCCAACAGAUCCAACAGACAUGGGGAGCAGAGUCGGCGUGAGCAUCGUAAGCUUAGCAGUAAGGACAGUAGCCGGUCGGAGAGGUCUGUCAUCAACACCCCCGACGGGCUCACUCAGGCCUCCCCCACCCACAACAAUGAGCCCCUGCUGAAAGAACCCAUCUCCGUGACUGUAGACGAGGCUCCGAGCCUCCAGGAUGAUAACUGGGGGGAGACCACCACGGCGGUGACCGGCACCUCAGAGCUCAGUCUAUCCCAGGAGGAGGUGGUUGGUCUGUGGAAGGUACCGGACGACGGCCAGAGGCAGGGCUGUCGGCUCUACACUCCCCUGAUUCUGGGCAUCUGUGUGGGGCUAGUGGUCCUGGCCACCCCCCUGGCCUUCCUGGUCCUCCCGGCAGUGUUGUGGCCAGCCAGGCUGCAGGCCUGUGGCUCUGCCUGUGAGGGCCUCUUCCUCUCUGUGUCCUGUAAACUCCUCAUUCUCCUGCUUGCUGUAUGGGCUAUCUUCCUGCGCCAGGCCAGUGCCAGCCUGCCCAGAGUGUGUGUGUAUCGAGCCCUCCUGGCCACGCUCACGCUGCUGCUCACACUCUCCUACUGGCUGUUCUAUGGGGUCCGCAUCCUCGACUCACAGGAUGAGGACUACCAAGGUAUCGUCCAGUUUGCUGUGUCUCUGGUGGACUCUCUGCUGUUUGUCCACUACCUGGCCAUCGUGCUGCUGGAGAUCAGACAGAUUCAGCCCUGCUACAGCCUGUGUGUUAUACGCUCCACUGACGGGGAGACAAGCUGCUUCAACCUGGGACAGCUCAGUAUUCAGAGGGCAGCUCUGUCUCUGCUAGAGUUCUACUACAGAGACUUUCCUCUUCAUAACCCCGCCCUUCUCUCCGCCUCCAAGCACCGUGCCGCCAAGCACCUGGCUGGCCUCAAGGUCUACUCCGUGGAUGGCCCAGCGAACCCGGCGGAGCCGGCAGAGGGGUCGGGGGGACUGGCGGUGGGGGGCAAGUCUCGGACCAUGAUCUCUGCAGCAGCCAGGCACAAAAACACAUCUCAUAACGAGCUAUACUACGAAGAGGCAGACUAUGACAGACGGGUCUGCAAACGCAGAGCCAGGCUAGUGGUGGCUGUAGAGGAGGCCUUCAUGCAUGUGAGGAGGAUGCAUCAGGAGGAGAAGAAAGUGUCCCCCGGGGAUGUGAUGGAUGUACGGGAGGCCGCCUCGGCCAUCUUCCCCUCCAUGGCCCGCGCCCUGCAGAAAUACCUCCGAACCACCAGGAGGCAGCACUGCCACAGCAUGGACAGCAUCCAGAGACACCUGGCCUUCUGCCUCACACACAACAUGAGCCCCAAGGCAUUCCUGGAGGCCUACCUGUCCCCUGGUCCUACGCUGCAGUACGGUCAAGAGCGCUGGAUGGCCGAUCAGUGGACUUUGGUCAGCGAGGCUGCGGUCACCAGCGGUCUAAAGGAGGGCAUGGUCUUCUCCCUUAGGUGUCUAGACUUCAGCCUAGUGGUCACGGUCAAGUCCAUCCCCUACAUUCGAAUGACCGAGGAGUACGUUGACCCCAAGUCACACAAGUUUACCCUGUGUCUCCAAUCUGAAACAUCAGUCUAACAGACACGGAAAACUGUGGCUAUUCUAGAAUUACAGUAUCUUACCAUUUUGGUAUGUUUUUUGUGUUAUGUUUCUUAAACCCUUUUCUACUUUGAUAUGCUCUUAUUGUGGUAUUUUGUGUCUCUUAAAUGAUUUAAAUGACUGUUUUUUCUAAAGAUUGUUUUAGCUGCUUUGCAAUUUUUAAUUUUUUUAUUGUAUGUGUUUUUAUGAACAGAUGCACAUGGGAUAUUGCAAGAGGAAGUGUUAGCAUAGUUAAUAAAACCUAUGGAUCCCCAGCAUAUAGCUCCUUUGCAGUGAAGAUGAGAGAGAUAGUAAGAGAUGGGCAAUAUGCUCUGAUUUCUAUUGUCCUAAGGCAAACUGGAACACUGAAUUAUGUCAAGGUUUUUUCUAUGCACUGUAGAUGAUCUGUGUGUGUGUGUGUGUGUGUGUGUGUGUGUGUGUGUGUGUGUGUGUGUGUGUGUGUGUGUGUGUGUGUGUGUGUGUGUGUGUGUGUGUGUGUGUGUGUGUGUGUGUGUGUGUGUGUGUGUGUGUGUGUGUGUGUGUGUACAAGCUGCAUCUACACACAAUCUGGCUCUACAUGUGCCUGUCUCUGGAUCCUCCCUAGGGUUGCUAUAGCAACAGUGAGUAUUUUCAUAUCGUCUGCCCUACUAAUAUGAAUGAAAUACUACCUAAUCACCAACAGUUCAGGUUCAGUUGUCUCAAAGUAAAGACUGCUUGUCUUUACAGCCAAUGGAUUCCACAUGUGUUUGUAUUUAUUUAAACGUGUGGGUUAUUUCCAUUUAAUUGAUAAGUGUCUUACUUGUCUGACUGCCCACAGUUAUGUUCAGUCAUUGUACUACCCAGGAUUCCUAGACAUAUCUGUAAGAGGUUGUCAGAAUCUGUUGUACUCAAACCCAAAGCGGGCUAUUGCUAGAUCCUGUCCUCUAACCAUGAACUCACAGUUGAGAAAACAAACAGGGUGGGAGGGAGAGAGAGCCUUUAUACAGACAUAUUCUAUACUUUUGGCAUGUAAUGAGAAGACAUAUGCAAUAGAUUUGUGUCUUAUCUCCAGAUGAAAUAAAUCUAUUAUUACAUUUCUACAGAACCUAACCCUUAAAGCUAAGUGAAACAGGUUGAGGCUCAAGUUUUUCCAUCUUCAGAUAUAAGAGAAAACAAGUAGCUGUGGUAAUGUACUUUGUUCCAGACAUGACUGACUGAUCUGAUACCACUAAUCAAUAUCCCAUUUUUUACUGGUCACAUACACAUAUUUAGAAGAUGUUAUAGCGGGUGUCGUGAAAUGCUUGUCUAUCUCCAGGACUGCAUGCACAUAUGUACAUGUCCUGGAACUGAUUCCAAUAGGCCCAGGUGAUACAUUUCUAUUGUCUUUUUUUUAAACAUUUGGAUAUUGGACACGGUAUAUUCCUCAGUAUUGAUGUGCAGACAACAGUCUCCUCAUAGUGAGGGAUCUCUACAUUCACAACAGAAGCUGUAGUGCCAUCUAGCCACAACUAGUAGUACUACCACUGCUUUGGGAUUUUUAUACUAAUCUGUGGAUAGUAUUUAUUUUUAUAUUGAAUUGUUUUUAUCCAAAUCUUCCCUAUUACAUGUGCUUAUUUUUCAAGACUAUGAUAAUUCAAUUGUUAGCAAUUGUAUUAUCAUUGUUGUCACUAAAAAGUUAAAUGUUGAGGAUUUUAUAGUGUUGAAAUCAUGGUUGUGAAUUUUGUUUGAAUACUGUUCGAAUUCAUCCUUUAUUCCUUGUUUUCUUGAGGUAAUCUCAAGUCAUAAGUGUUGGAUAGAUUGCCUACCAAUGCUUUCCCUCAUACAACCAAUUCAGAUAUGUAACUACUUCAAGGAAGGGAGAAAGGAAGUAUUCGAAUGGGGCCUUUGUCUCCUGUUAUGUAUCCUUCACUACAAAGGUGCCUAUGUUUUGAAACACAUAUGAUGUAUGCUCAACUUGUUUGUGUUAUUGUAUGCAAUCAUUUUUGUCCAAUAGUGUGUGUGUGUGUGUGUGUGUGUGUGUGCACGCGCCAGCCAUCCUAGAUU